CAGAGCUUUCUACUACACACACCUACAUAUAAGGUACCUACCUAGGUAGGUAUAUAUAUCAUUGAUUUACUUAAGCAAUACCCAAUAAGUGUUUUAGUUAUAUAUGCCGCCCUUGAAAAUGUCGAGUCUUAUGAAUAUCCUCGCUGUGAACACGACGACAGCUGACUCCUUUUCAAUCGCUGGAAAAAUCGCCGUCGUUACCGGUAGUGGUCGUGGGAACGGGAUAGGGGCUGCCACGGCCAGGGUGUUAGCCCGUAAUGGUGCCUCCGUAGCGAUUACCUACAUGUCGGAGAGCUCGGCUCAGGGGGCGUACGAGAUAGCCCAGUCGAUCCGGGACGACUACGGGGUCGGCGUAGCAUGCAUACAAGGAGACGUAUCCACGCCGAAAGGGUCACGGAAGAUCAUCCUCGAAACUAUGGAGCAGCUCGGGGUAAACCACAUCGAUAUCCUCGUGAAUAACGCCGGUUACGGGGUAACCCGACUCCUCCGCGAAACCGACUUCGAGCUGUGCCAGCGCACCUUCGCCACCAACGUCUACGGCCAGCUGUUCAUGACCCAGGCGGCCGUCGACCAGGGCCGCAUGCCCCCCGGGGGACGCAUCAUCAACAUCGGCAGCAUAUCGUCCCGGAUCCAGCCCGCUCUCGUCGGGAUAUACGCGGCGUCGAAAGCGGCGCAGGACAGUCUCACUACGUCGUGGGCCGGCGAGCUCGGCCGAACGCACGGCAUCACGGUCAACACGGUGGCGCCGGGCCCCGUCGUUACGGAGAUAACUAAGGACUCGCCGGAAGUACUUGACCCGCUGGUCCUGCUGCAGCGAGGGACGGAACGUAGGGGUGCGCCGGAGGAUAUUGCUGAUGCGGUGCUGCUGCUUGCGUCGGAGAAGAGCCAUUGGAUCACGGGUCAGUUUAUCGCUGCCGACGCUGGUAUUACCGGAAUCAGGUAGAAGGUACCUAUAUACAAGGAAGAUGAUGGAUAGAAGGAAAGACUACCUACCUACUCUAAUAUUAAUUUAAAUUAGACGGAGUGUAGAGGUGGUAUACCUAAGGUAGAGCGGCCAGUGAGGUAUUUAUUUUGUCAUAUAUUAUUAGCGACCAGCCGUAUAGGGGUAUCCCCAACAUAAUUAUUUCGUUAUAUUUUUCCCUUCAUAACAAUUUCUAAUCCGACGAUGAUCCACAUAGUAGUCAGAGAGCAGGCUCCUUCACCUGCUACCACCUCCUGAAAGACUAAGCAGACAUCCAGGCGAUGCCUAAGGAGGUACCUUCUAUUGCAACGCACUCGCUUCCAAAUACCCAUCAACCUCACGACAAAGCGCCGUCGACCUCCCCAUAUCAAUCGCAUCCACCCAAAUAACCCCCCUCGCAACCGCAACCGCCUCCUCCCCCUUCCUCAACCCCAUCAUCUGCAUGAUCCCCACAAUAGUCAGGAUAUGCCACGCCCGACUCGGGCUCCCCCCCUCCC
This is a messenger RNA of Daldinia caldariorum, 1458 nucleotides long. RefSeq names its product putative short-chain dehydrogenase. NCBI's taxonomy places the organism in Eukaryota, Fungi, Ascomycota, Sordariomycetes, Xylariales, Hypoxylaceae. The record is from RefSeq and is a predicted model, not a curated record. Bases 104 to 943 code for a protein of 279 amino acids. The transcript is spliced from 3 exons.